GUCACUUGUUUGUUCAGUCUAGGGCCCUCUCAGCAGCCAGGGAUGUACGUCCACCGAAGAGGCAGCAAUGUGCUACAGCUUGAGCCCAGAGGCUGUAAGACCCAGGGAGUCCAUGGGGAUACAGCAGGCCUCAGUGAGCUUUGAGGACGUGGCUGUGCACUUCACCCAGGAAGAAUGGGCUUUGCUGGAUCCUUCCCAGAAGAGUCUGUAUAGAGAUGUGAUGCUGGAAACCUGCAGGAACCUCGCUUCGAUAGGAAACAAAUGGGAAGAGGAGAAUGUUGGAGACUGUUAUAGAAUUCCUGGAAGAAAUCUAAGAAGUUCGGUGUUAGAGACCCCCCAUGAGAGUACAGAAGAUGGUCAGGAUGAAGAAGCCAUUAUGUGGGUAGCAAAUCUCCAUACCAGCAUGUCAGUUUUUCCUGGACUAGCACCAUGUAAACCCAAAGUGUGUGGAAAGGGUUCCAUGUGUUCUUCAUCCUCUAGUAGACAUAACACAUCUCACCCUCAUUAUAACCCACUUGAGCAUGAGGAAUGUGGAGCCCAGCAAUAUGACUUGAACUCUCUCACCAGCUUUCAAAGGUGUAUGGGAGCUCACACUGGGAAUGGACCUUGUGAAUCUGAGGUAUGUUUAAAAGCUUUCUGUUUUCCACAUUCAUUAGGAAUACAUCAAGAAACUCACAAUGGAAAAACACCUUAUCAGUACAAGGAAUGUGAAAAGGCCUCUUUUUAUACACACAGAGAAACCCAUACUAUGGGAAAGCUUUAUGAAUGUAAUAUAUGUGGUAAAACCUUGAGUUCUUCUACUUCCCUUCAAAGACAUGAAAUAAUUCACACUGAAAGACUCUAUGAAUGUACACAUUGUGGUAAAGCUUUUAGAUAUUCCAAGUAUCUUCGAUUACAUGAAAGAAUUCAUACUGGAGAGAAACCUUAUGAAUGUAAACAGUGUGGUAAAUCCUUUAGAUUUCCUGGUGCCUUGCCGCUACAUGAAAAAAUUCAUACUGGAGAGAAACCCUAUGAAUGUAAACAGUGUGGUAAAGCCUUUAGAUUUCCUGGUUCCUUGCCAUUACAUGAAAAAAUUCAUACUGGGGAAAAGCCUUAUGAAUGUAAACAAUGUGGUAAAGCUUUUAGGCGUCACUAUCAUCUUCAGUUACAUGAAAAAAUUCAUACUGGUGAAAAACCCUAUGAAUGUAAACAGUGUGGGAAAGCCUUCAGACGGCAUAGUCAUCUUCAGAGACAUGAAAGGACUCAUGCUGGAGAGAAACCCUAUGAAUGUAAAUAACAUACUAAAGCUUUUAUACUUCACAGUUAUAUUCUGUCACAUGAAAGAAUUCAUACUGGAGAAGACAAAUGCUGUGGGUGUAAACAAUGUUGGGAAAUCUUUAGGUUUCCUGGGUCCUUGCAAUUAUAUGAAAUCAAUCAUAUUAGAUGCAAACCCUAUGAAGUAAAUAAACACUGUGGUGAAGCCCUUAGUCACCUUCAAUUUUGUAAAGAACCUGUAUACUGAACAGGGCAUUGGUGGCACACUACUUUAGUCCUAGCACUCAGGAAGCAGAGGCAGGUGGAUCUCUGUGAGUUUCAGGCCAGCCUGGUCUACAGAGCCAGUUCCAGGACAGGCUCCAAGACAAUACAGAGAAACCCUGUCUCAAAAAGCCAAAAAAAAAAAAAAAAAAAAAGAGAAACUGGAAAAAGCUAUGUGACUGAAUAGUGUGCUGAGGCUUUUAGAUGUUAUACUUGGCGGUUACAAAAAAGAACUUAUUCUGGAAGGACAUCCUCUGAAUGUAAAUAGUAUAGCCAGAAUGUCACAUAUCACAGUGUUCUUUAGACAUGGGUUUUUCAUAUAUAACCCAUGUGUGACCCUAUAAAUGUAAAAUAUAUCCAUAUGUAAAAAAAACAACAGAUCUCUUCAGUCCCUUCAUACUCAAUAAAAGCUCUAAGGAUGUGAA
Messenger RNA from Phodopus roborovskii (desert hamster), 1940 nucleotides. RefSeq names its product zinc finger protein 709. Bases 68 to 1276 code for a protein of 402 amino acids. The transcript is spliced from 4 exons. Gene Ontology annotation, molecular function: RNA polymerase II cis-regulatory region sequence-specific DNA binding; DNA-binding transcription factor activity. The record is from RefSeq and is a predicted model, not a curated record. Lineage: Eukaryota; Metazoa; Chordata; Mammalia; Rodentia; Cricetidae. Gene Ontology annotation, biological process: regulation of transcription by RNA polymerase II.